Oncorhynchus nerka (sockeye salmon) is the source of this 10086-nucleotide messenger RNA. RefSeq names its product neural cell adhesion molecule L1-like protein. Gene Ontology annotation, cellular component: axon; plasma membrane. Gene Ontology annotation, molecular function: cell-cell adhesion mediator activity. The coding region runs from base 210 to 3878 and encodes 1222 amino acids. Gene Ontology annotation, biological process: brain development; axon guidance; cell-cell adhesion. The transcript is spliced from 28 exons. Lineage: Eukaryota; Metazoa; Chordata; Actinopteri; Salmoniformes; Salmonidae. The record is from RefSeq and is a predicted model, not a curated record.
UCGAGGCUGUGGCUGUGGUACCUGUUUAGAUACGCACUCCUUUUGAGAGGGCACAAGGAAUACAUGUUAGGUUUGGCAGGUAUUGACCUCAAAGGUCCUAUCCCUCUAAGUGUUGACAGCUAUCCGCUGAUCUAGUGGAUCAAAGCUGUGGUGCUGUCAGUAGUGUCGCCUGCUCUCCUGGACAGUCUCUGCUCAACGGCGGUGGAGUGAUGAGGUCGCUGUGGAGCUUGGGCCUUGCUUUCCUCUUGGCCUUGACCUCCAGGGCCGGAGGACUCGAUAUCCCCCUGGAAGUGGAGCAGCUACCGACCAUAACAGUGCAGACCGCUGGCCCUGUCAUUGCCUUACCCUUUGAAGGCAGUUUUUCCAUGAGAUGUGAAGCCAAAGGCAACCCACAACCAGUAUACAGAUGGACAAAAGAUGGCCAGGCCAUAGAUCCCCUCUUCGACUUGGGGGUCAAAAAAGAGAGAAACAAUGGGAGUUUUGUGAUUCAUAGCGGGCGCCUUGCGCAGUUCCAGGGGAUGUAUCAGUGCUACGCUUCAAACAAUCUGGGAACAGCAGUAUCAGAGGAAAUUGAACUCAUUGUACCAAGUACCCCAAAGUUCCCCAAAGAGGAGAUUGCCCCAAUAGUUGUUAAAGAAGGCCAGCCUGUGAUUCUGGAAUGCAAUCCACCACAGGGGAUCCCUCCACGAAAGAUCUACUGGAUGAAUAUUGGUCUCCAACAUAUUGAACAGGAUGAGAGGGUAUCCAUGGGCCAUGACGGCAACCUCUACAUCUCCAACGCCCUGGAGAAGGAUAGCCGGAGAGACUACUGCUGCUUCGCUGCAUUCUCCGUCAUACGGACCAUCGUUCGGAAGACAGCCAUGUCGGUGGUCGUCAAGAGCUCCUAUGCCAUUCCAGAGAGAAGACCGAGCCUUCUGGUACCCUCUGGUGUUCAAUCAGAGGUACGUCUGCUGAAAGGAGAGGAGCUGGUCCUAGAGUGUAUAGCAGAGGGAUUUCCAACUCCUGUGAUUGAAUGGACAAAAAGGACAGAGAAGCUACCGAAACGGGCAAAUCUAAAAAACUAUGGGAAACGUUUAACCAUUAAUAACAUUGAAGAGGAGGAUGAUGGGAAGUACACGUGUGAGGCGAGGAACUCUGUCGGAGACACAGUCCACUACUUCAACGUCAUGGUGGAGGAGCCACCAAGAUGGCAGCCGGAGCCACCCAAGGGCCAGUUGGCUGUUGUUGGCUCUGACGUGCACAUCAAGUGCUCUGCCUCGGGAAAGCCACGGCCGGUUAUCUCAUGGAGGAAGAACGGACAGCCUCUGGACGAUGGCCCGUCAUCGAACAGACAAGUGCUUGAUGACACCAUAGUGUUGCACAGGGCCAGGCCUGAGGACAGUGCCGUCUACCAGUGUGAAGUCUCCAACAGACAUGGCACCAUCCUGGCUAAUGCUAACAUCAUGAUCAUAAAUCUCCCACCUCGGAUGCUGACUAAGGAUUACCAGCGAUAUUCAGUAGUGCAAGGGAGGGACAUCAUCAUGGACUGCAAAGUAUUCAGCUCUCCUCCAUCCAAUGUUUCCUGGAACAAGGAUGACUCUACGGAAUCUGUUGAGGGGGAACGAUUCUCAGUUUUUAAGAAUGGAUCGCUGCAGAUCAACCAGGCAGGGAAAGAAGACAGUGGGGAAUAUGUAUGUUUCGCCACCAAUUCGGAGGGAAAAUCAACCAUCACAGCCUUGUUGGACGUCAAAGAUCCCACCCAAAUCGUGGAGCCGCCGCAGGACCUGCACAUAUUAAGUGGAACCACAGCCCAGCUUACAUGCCAAGCAGAGUAUGAUAUAUCUCUUAGGAACGAGUUUCAAAUAGUCUGGAGCAAGGAUGGGGAAGAGAUACCCCCAUUCACAGAACAGUCCAGAUAUUUUCUGGAUGAUGGAAUGCUACAAAUUAUCAAUGUAAACCAAAGCGACAAGGGAACAUACACAUGUACCGCCAGAACCAAUCUAGACCAGGACACCGCCUCUGCACUUCUUACUGUACUGGAUGUCCCUGAUGCGCCAGAGGAUGUGGAGCUGUCUGAACAAAAGAGCUGGAGUGUCCGGUUGGCCUGGGUACCCGGUGACGACCACAACAGCUCUGCCACUGAGUUCAUAGUGGAGUACGAGGAGAGUCAGUGGGAUCCUGGGACCUGGCGAGAACUCCAGCGAGUCCCUGGCAACCAGGUCACAGCUUUGUUGACAUUACACGGCCACCUGAACUACCAGUUUAGAGUGUAUGCAGUUAAUGGCAUUGGGAAAGGGCCCCCAAGCAACCCCACAGACCGAUACAAAACCCCUCCUGCAGCUCCUGAUAAAAACCCAGAAAACAUCAAAAUUCAGGGUCAUCUGCCCCAUCAAAUGGAUAUCAGUUGGGAGCCACUAUUGCCUGUGGAGCACAAUGGUCCAGGCCUGGAGUACAAGUUGAGCUACAGGAAACUGGGAGUAGAAGAUAUCUGGAAAGAGCAUCUUGUCAAGAGACACGCCUUUGUCAUCAAGAACACCCCCACAUUCGUCCCCUACGAGAUCAAGAUCCAGAGUCGCAACAGUCACGGCUGGGGCCCAGAACCCAAAGUAGUGACAGGGUACUCCGGGGAAGACUUGCCUACAGCUUCCCCACAGGACGUGGCAGUGGAGGUGUUGAACACCACCCUUCUCAGAGUCAGUUGGACCAGGGUUUCCCAGGAAACAUUGCGGGGUCAUCUGGGAGGCUACAAUGUGCACUGGUUGAGGAAACGGAGUCUCCUACAUUCCAACAGAAUUCCUGAGGAGAGACAUUUCCUGACGUUCCCAGGGAACAGGAGCCAUGCCAUGGUACCUGGCCUCAGACCCUUCUCGGAGUACAGACUUACCGUCAACGUCUUUAACAAAAGGGGCAACGGCCCCAAUAGUGACCCCGUCACCUUCCAGACUCCAGAAGGAGUCCCCGAACAAGUGCCCAUUCUGACAGUGUCAAACGCCCAGAGAGACUCUAUCACCCUGGUGUGGGCACCCCCCUUUGAGGCCAACGGCAUCCUUACGGGAUAUCUCCUGCAGUACCAACUCUUAAAUGAGACGUUGGCGAUGGGGGACAUGCAGGAGGUGAACGUCAGCAGUGCCGACACCACCCAGUGGCUCCUGCAGGGCCUGGAGGAGAUGAGCAAGUACAUGUUUUACUUGAGCGCCUGCACCAGGGUGGGUUGCGGACCCCAGCGCAUGGAGGAGGGUAGCACGGUCACAGAAGCAAAUUUCUCGUCCAUUCCAGCUGUGGCACCCACUGAGAGGAGGCAUAACUGCUCUCUCAAUCCUCACAGCUCGAUUCCUGUGAAUGCAACUCCUUCCUCCUUAGGUGAAGGUAACUGGAGGAUUUCAGAAGCAGUAAACACUUCUAAGAAUUUCCACUUGAUUGACGGGCUGGAGCCUGAGACGGUGUACACUGUGCGUCUCUUGGCUAAGUCACGGCUCGAUAAUGCUAGUAUUUUCGAAGACGUUAUACAGACCAGGGUCAAAGGUUUGGCCAGUCUUCACUUGGGAGUUUCCACCCAGGGCUGGUUCAUCGGGAUGAUGUGCGCUGUGGCUCUCCUCACCCUCACCGUGCUCAUCGCAUGCUUCGUGACCCGCAACAAGGGUGGCAAAUACGCAGUAAAGGAAAAGGAGGAUCUCCACCCUGAAGUUGAGUCCCAGGGCAUGAAUGAUGACACAUUCUGUGAUUACAGUGAGGAAAACCCACUGAAGGCUAGCCAAUGUUCCCUGGAUCGGGGCAUGGGAGGGGACAGCGACUAUGGGGACGAAGAAGAAUGCCAGUUCAACGAAGAUGGUUCAUUUAUCGGUGAAUACUCUGGCCACAAAAACAGAGGCUCUGUAAGACCCAGCCCAGUCACUGCGUGAAGAGACAAAUGCUUCCUUCGGACUUCCCUCUGAAGGGUGUGUGACAACAAAAGGAAAUGAAUGGCAUCAUCUGUGUGAUGCAUGACAUUGAUCAGAAAUGUUAAAUUCCUGUCAAUCACAAUUGUAUAUGAUGCAUAUUUAUUUUGUACCUCCACAUUGUGACGGAUUCAUUAGGAAAUGUUUUCACAUUCUUGUAGACAGGAUUGGACAUCUGCAGUUUCAAUAUACAGUACCAGUCAAAAGUUUGGACACUUUAUUUUCACUAUUUUCUAUAUUGUAGAAUAAUAGUUAAGACAUCAAAACUAUGAAAUAACACAUAUGAAAACAUGUACUGUAGUAACCAAAAAACUGUUAAACAAAUCAAAUCAUAUUUUCUAUUUUAGAUUCUUCAAAGUAGCCACCCUUUUUUUUGAUGACAGCUUGCACAUUCUUUGCAUUCUCUCAACCAGCUUCACCUGGAAUGCUUUUCCAACAGCUUUGAAGGAGUUCCCACAUAUAUUGAGCACUUGUUGGCUGCUUUUCCUUCAGUCUGUGGUCCAACUCAUCCCAAACCAUCUCAAUUGGGUUGAGGUACGGUGAUUGUGGAGGCCAGGUCAUCUGAUGCAGCACUCCAUCACUCUCCUUCUUGGUCAAAUAGCCCUUACACAGCCUGGAUGUGUGUUAGGCCACUGUGCUGUUGAAAAACAAAAUAUAGUCCCACUAAGCGCAAACCAGAUUGGAUGGCGUAUCGCUGCAAAAUGCAAUGGUAGCCAUGCUGGUUAAGUGUGCCUUGAAUUCUAAGUAAAUCACUGACUGUGUCACCAACAAAGCACCAUCACACCUCCUCCUCAAUGCUUCAAGGUGGGAAUCACACAUGUGGAGGUCAUCUGUUCACCUACUCUGUGUCUCAAAACAUGGCGGUUGGAACCAAAAACCUCCAAUUUGGACUCAUCAGACCAAAGGACAGAUAUCCGCCGGGCUAAUUUCCAUUGCCCGUGUUUCUUGGCCCAAGCAAGUCUUUUCUUGUUAUUGGUGUCCUUUGGUAGUGGUUUCUUUACAGCAAUUCGACCAUGAACGCCUGAUUCACACAGUCUCCUCUGAAUAGUUGAUGUGUCUGUGACUUUUAUUUAGGAUGCUUUCUGAGGCUGGUAACUCUAAUGAACUUAUCCUCUCCUGCAGAGGUAACUCUGGGUCUUCCUUUCUUGUGGCGGUCCUCAUGAGAGCCAGUUUCAUUAUAGCGCUUGAUGGUUGAACUUGCACUUGAAUAAACUUUCAAAGUUCUUGAAUUGUUCCGUUUUGACUGACCUUUAUGUCUUAAAGUAAUGAUGGACUGUUGUCUCUCUUUGCUAAUUUGAGCUGUGCUUGCCAUAAUAUGGACUUAAUAUGGGCUAUCGUCUGUAUACCACCUGUCAUGGUUCCUCCUGGCACCAGAGGGAGGCAGGUGUGUCUUAUUAUUUCAUAAUUGUGUCCCUGCUUAAAGAGGUGUGUUUUCUGUGGUCCUUUGCAGACGCUUGAAUUGUUUACUGUGUGCAUUUGUUUCCUGAGUGAAUUUUCGAUACUUAGUGUUUGUUGUUUUUUAUGGUCUCUUUUCUGCACCUUUUUUUUACCACGUCACACCACCCCUACCUUGUCACAACACAACUGAUUGGCUCAAAGGAGGAAAGAAAUUCCACAAAUUAAUUUUCAACAAGGCAUUCCUAUUAAUUGAAAUGCAUUCCACGUGACUACCUCAUGAAGCUGGUUGAGAGAAUGCCAAGAGUGUGCAAAGCUGUCAAGGCAAAUGGUGGCUACUUAGAAUAAUCUUAAAUAUAACCUGGAUUUUGAUUUAACAAUGUUUUGGUUGCUACUUUUUCCACAUGUGUUAUUUCAUAGUUUAGGUGUCUUUUUUAUUCUACAAUGUAGAAAAUAGUAAAAAUAAAGAAAAACCCUUGAAUGAGUAGGUGUGUCCAAACUUUUGACUGUUACUGUAAAUACACUAUAUAUAUAUCUUUAAAAAGAAAAGGUAGACAGCAGACACAUAUAUCAUUAAUAACGAUGCAUGAUUUCUUAUGUUUUUACUUUCUUAGAAAAGGUCAACAGAUAUGAGGCAUAAACAUUCUUUAUACCACGGUAUUGUUGAAUACUUGUUUCUGAUUGGCUUGUAUGACAUUCUAGAGUGUGUAUUGUGUAAGGGAUAAUCAAUGAGUUGCUCUGCGUUCUAUGGAAAAUAAUGAAGGACCUGGAAGUUGUGUUCCACGAUAUGCAGGGUGGAAUUGACCUUCCACUGAGUUGGAUUAUUUUCCAGAAAACCCAGAGUUUAUAAUCCCUUUCAUACCAGGGCUAUAAUUUAGCACAUUUGCCACUAGAAAUGUGUUCAUUUGCUGGUAUACAUUUUUUUAUUAAACUUUUGCUUUCAAAAGCAGCUCAAACCGAACAUGUAAGACUUAACUAUAGCCAUCGAAUUCUACCGAGAUAAUAUAGCGUGGGCUACAAGGUCUAAUCGUGAAUGCUGAUUGGUUAAAACCGUAAAUGGUGUCUAUUCCACCAUUUACCACCGGCUAAAUCUAUGAUGUUAAAAUGCCUAUAUUCGUGGCCAAAAGUUUUGAGAAUGACACAAAUAUUAAUUUCUCCAAAGUUUGCUGCUUCAGUGUCUUUAGAUAUUUUUGUCAGAUGUUAAUAUGGAAAACUGAAGUAUAAUUACAAGCAUUUCGGCUUUUAUUGACAAUUACAUGAAGUUGAUGCAAAGAGUCAAUAUUUGCAGUGUUGACCCUUCUUUUUCAAGACCUCUGCAAUCCACCAUGGCAUGUUGUCAAUUAACUUCUGGGCCACAUCCUGACUUAUGGCAGCCCAUUCUUGCAUAAUCAAUGCUUGUGGGUUUUUGUUUGUCCACCCGCCUCUUGAGGAUUGUCCACAAGUUCUCAAUGGGAUUAAGAUCGGCGGAGAUUCCUGGCCAUGGACUCAAAAUAUCUAUGUUUUGUUCCCCGAGCCACUUAGUUAUCACUUUUGCCUUAUGGCAAGGUGCUCCAUCAUGCUGGAAAAGGCAUUGUUCGUCACCAAACUGUUCCUGGAUGGUUGGUAGAAGUUGCUCUGUGUUGUGAUGGUACCAUUCUUUAUUCAUGGCUGUGUUCUAGGGCAAAAUUGUGAGUGAGCCCACUCCCUUGGCUGAGAAACAACCCCACACAUGAAUGGUCUCAGGAUGCUUUACUGUUGGCAUGACACAGGGCUGAUGGUAGCGCUCACCUUGUCUUCGCCGGACAAGCAUUUUUCCGGAUGCCCCAAACAAUCGGGAAGAGGAUUCAUCAAAGAAAAUUACUUUACCCCAGUCAUCAGCAGUCCAAUCCAUGUACCUUAUGCAGAAUAUCAGUCUGUCCCUAAUGUUUUUCCUGGAGAGAAGUGGCUUCUUUGCGGCCCUUCUUGACACCAGGCCAUCCUCCAAAAGUCUUUGCCUCACUGUGCGUGCAGAUGCACUCACACCUGCCUGCUGACAUUUCUAAGCAAGCUCCGGUGGUACCCCGAUCCCGCAGCUGAAUCAAAUUUAGGAGACGGUCCUGGCGCUUGCUGGACUUUCUUGGGCGCCCUGAAGCCUUCUUCACAACAAUUGAACCGCUCUCCUUGAAGUUCUGGAUGAUCCGAUAAAUGGUUGAUUUAGGUGCAGUCUUACUGGCAGCAAUAUCCUUGCCCGUGAAGCCCUUUUUGUGCAAAGCAAUGAUGACGGCACCUGUUUCCUUGCAGGUAACCAUGGUUGACAGAGGAAGAACAAUGAUUCCAAGCACCAUCCUCCUUUUGAAGCUUCCAGUCUGUUAUUCGAACUCAAUCAGCAUGACAGAGUGAUCUCCAGCCUUGUCCUCGUCAACACUCACACCUGUGUUAACAAAAUAAUCACUGACAUGAUGUCAGCUAGUCCUUUUGUGGCAGAGCUGAAAUGCAGUGGAAAUGUUUUUGGGGAUUCAGUUCAUUUACAUGGUAAAGAGGGACUUUGCAAUUAAUUGCAAUUCAUCUGACCACUCUUCAUAACAUUCUGGAGUAUGUGCAAAUUGCCAUCAUACAAGCUGAGGCAGCAGACUUUGUGAAAAUUAAUAUUUGUGUCAUUCUCAAAACCUUUGGCCACAACUGUAUUUACUCUGUUCCAUCUGACUGCUCAAUUCACUGUCUCGUCAGCCCUGCCAAGCAAUUUAUAAACUUGAUCUCCACUAUAUUAUCUCACAUUUCUUUUACAUUAACAUUUUGUUUUCAACAGCGGAGAUUUGUAUAAACCUUGCUGUCUGACAUUUGCAACAUUGUUUCAAUAUUCAAAUUCUAUCUCCAGCUGUCUCAUAGUAAUGAACAUGUCAGGAGUCGAAAAGAGACAAAGGCAUUAUAACCGUGGUAUAAGUGGGAUAAUCAACCCUGAGCUCUAUGCAUUCUAUGGAAAAUAAUGUAACUCGGUGGAAGGUUAGUGCCAUUCUGCUGCGCACCUUGGCACACACCUUCCACGUUGUGUAUUAUUUUCUAUAGACUGCAUAUCCCCUCGUUGAUUACCUUUACAUAAUUACUUGUGCCUACUUUUGUAUAUUUAAUUUUCACAAUGUUAAAAGUGUUUUUAAUUGUAUUUUUAAAUCAUCACUGUAUGUCUAAUACAUCACUGUGUUUGUUUAUUUCAUGAAAAUAACUACAAAUAUAUUUUUUGUCAUUUAUUUCCCUGAGCCUCCUUUCGACAUUGAAAUUCUCAGUCUGAUCGUUUGGGCGUUGAUACAAAUUAAAAUAUAUUUACUAUAAAUACACAGCCCUGAUUGUCGGAUAUAAUUGUCUAGACCCCUUCACUCAACUCUGGACCUUGAAGACAGUUCCACUGUGUUUUUUAAAUUGUUCUCCUAUAAUCAGUGACUGAUUUAGACCUGGGACACCAGGUGUGUGCAAUUAUCAGGUAGAACAGAAAACCAGCAGGCUCUGGACCUCGUAGGGUAAGAGUUGAGUACCCCUGCUCUAGAGCCUACUCAGUUUACCCCUUCAAAGUAGGAGGAUUACGCAUGCAAAUAAAAGAUGACUGGUCAUUGGUCAGAAUAAUAAGAUCUGAUUGUGAUGUCAUGAUCUUGGUCAAAAACUUCAUCCCACCUGAACAGGCUGAAAUUCCAGACAUUCUUUAAAAAAAUCUGUUCCAUCAUUUUCACAACUUCAUAGUGUUAUUCGACCUCAGUGUGGAAAUAUCAUCAGAAUAACAGGAAAUCAAGUUUUUGAUGGCACUGCCCUUUUAAUACUUCACAACACUGUAUAUAUUGUAGAAAAGAAAAGUUGGCUUUGUAUGCAAUGUGUGAAUGUUACUGUGGUUGAUUGCAUUUUACAAUGUUAAUACUGAUGUCUAAUGUGUUUUUGUAAAUUAUAGGAUCAAACAUAUUACAGCUGUUUCCAUCCCUGCUUUGGAAAACUGUCUACUAGUAAAUUAAAUGUAAAAGACUAAUUUAAUAAUUGAAAUAAUUAUAUGCUAGUGAAAUUCUAAAAAAUGUAAAUACAAAUGAUAAUGAAAUCACCCUAUGCACAUCGAUAGUACAGUAGAAGGUGUACAAGCUGUGUAUGCUGUAAAAUCGUGUUAGGGCAUUGGUCAAAUUUAGGUCAGUUUUCAUUUUAAUUUCCUGUCAAAAUCAUGGCAUGAACCAAUUUCAUUCAACAGAAGGUUGGCAUUCCUAAUACAUUUCUAAGGUUGCUGCAGUUGUUAUAGUAUUCAAGAUAAUGAUAUUUUUCACUCUAUCACUUGUCAACAUUUAAAGAAUUAUGCCAGCAGCAUACCACCCUGCAUACCACUGCUGGAUUUCUUCUGAAGCUAUGCAGGGCUGGUCCUGGUCAGUUCCUGGAUGGGGGACCAGAUGCUGCUGGAAGUGGUGUUGGAGGGCCAGUAGGAGGCACUAUUUCCUCUGGUCUAAAACAAAAAUAUCCCACUUCCCCAGGGCAGUGAUUGACACUGCCCUGUAUAGGGUGCUGUCUUUCAGAUGAGAUGUUAAACUGGUGUCCUGACUCUCUGAGGUCAUUAAAGAUCCCAUUGUAGGGGUGUUAACCCUGGUAUCCUGGCUAAAUUCCCAAUCUGUCCCUCAAACCAUCAUGGUCACCUAAUAAUCCCCAGUUUACAAUUGGCUCAUUCAUCCCCUUCCUCUCCCCUGUAACUAUUUCCCAGGUUGUUACUGCAAAUGAGAAUUUGUUCUCAGUCAACCUACCUGGUAAAAUAAUGGCUAAAUAUAUAUUUUUUAAACAACUGCUAGUUGGCCAUUCCAAGAACAUUCUA